This is a messenger RNA of Astyanax mexicanus (Mexican tetra), 647 nucleotides long. It is a transcript of the gene lgals2b, whose product is annotated as lectin, galactoside-binding, soluble, 2b. Gene Ontology annotation, molecular function: carbohydrate binding; galactoside binding; laminin binding. Lineage: Eukaryota; Metazoa; Chordata; Actinopteri; Characiformes; Acestrorhamphidae. The transcript is spliced from 4 exons. The record is from RefSeq and is a predicted model, not a curated record. Bases 78 to 476 code for a protein of 132 amino acids.
UUUUUCCUCAUCAUUAUAAAGGAUAGUUACAAGUUCAUACCUUUUCCUGCUGCAACCUCGUCCACAUCAACGACAAGAUGGUGUUCACCGUGAAAGACAUGUCCUUUAAGGCUGGCCAGGAGCUGACCAUCUCUGGCAAAGUCAAGUCUAGCUGUGAACUAUUUUCCGUCAAUAUCGGCCACAACUCUGAGAGCAUCGCUCUCCACUUCAACCCCCGAUUUUGCUACUGCGGCGACAGCAACGUCAUCGUGUGCAACUCCAACCUGGGCGGCUGGGGUGAAGAGCAGAGGGAGCACAGCUUCCCCUUCCAGCAGGGUGAUGACUUCAAGGUGUCUAUCAACUUCAACAACGACCAGUUUUACAUCAAACUCCCCAAUGGCACAAUGAUGAGCUUCCCCAACCGUACCGGUGAUGACACCUUCAAGCAUAUUGACGUGCAGGGUGACGUCAAGGUCCAGGGCAUCAAGAUCAAAUGAGGAGACCUCUAAAUUAAUUUCUUGUCCAUCUAAAUCCAUAAAAGUGUCCAGUAAUAUAUCUUUAUCUGAAUAUACUGUAUGUAAGCUGAAGUUUACAGUAAAAAACUCAUCCAUCUGUUUAAGAAUGUAAGGAAAACAACUACAAUUGGCUAAUAAAGUACAUUUUAUGAA